Chara braunii is the source of this 1394-nucleotide messenger RNA. Lineage: Eukaryota; Viridiplantae; Streptophyta; Charophyceae; Charales; Characeae. The record is from the annotation of a GenBank genome assembly.
UUGGGGCACACAUGUGAGGUGACCAUUGUAGCGCGCGGUGCACCGUCAUCGAGGUGGGAAGAUUCAAAUCGGUCGCACGCCACAGCUACUCGUAGUCGUUUGGACACUGCGCUCUGGGCGAGGGAUGUUUUAUCACGGCAGGUCCACAUGGAAACACUGGAGUGUGGGUGAGAGAUCAGCGGUCGAGGCAGGGGCCAAUGACGUCACUUCCGUUCGACGAAUUGCACCAGGGAAUGUGCCCACCCCUCGAUCUGCAAUUGUCUUCGGGGGUUCGGGGGGUCGCCCUGCCGCGUCACUAACGCUUAUCAUCAAUCCCGCCAGCCGUUCGGAGGGAGACGUGUCAGACGGACAGUCGGCUUGGCGGCCGGAUGCUGCGAGCUUGCAGCCAACAGCCGCACCUGCCAACACCAACAUUCAUGCAGGUCCGACGGUGACGCGACCGACGACAAGGGUUUGGGCAUCGUCGGAGGGUAGGCAAGCCAAUGUCGUGGACGACAUCAUCGCCAAGGUGUCCACGAUGCUCGCCAUGAGUGACGGAGAUGGCAGUGGCGGUGGGGUUGCGGACUGUGAAAUCGUGGAAGAUGCAGCAGCAGACGACGUAGAGGAGGAAAAUGACGAAGUCGACGCUGAGGAGCCAUGGCCUACGACAAAGAGUCAGAAGAAAACACCGGCGAGGAAACCAGCUCCGAAGGGGCUUGAAGGGGAAGGCCAAAGAAGGGGGUGGCGAGAGCGGCAGGGGAAGGAUAAUAUGGAUGUCGUGCUGUGGCCGUUGAAGACUGUCCACAUCUCGGGGGCGGGAGGGGGGGUGGAGCGGGAGUGCAGUGUCUGCAAAUGGGUCGACAAGGAACAUUCCACAUCGCCCUUCGAUCGACGACCAUCUCAGGCGGCGGGGAUGGACAUCGUCAUCUGUUGUCGCGGCGUGGUGCUUAACCGCACUGUCGUCUUCUACGAGUAUCAACACAGGAGAGGCAACGCACACGGAAGGGCAAUGGAAUUCGAUCAUCAUGUCAACCAUAAGGACUUUCGGUAUUACGAAGCGGACGCCAAUGCAGUGACAUGUCUUGCGGUGGUCGUAGGGUUCGGAUUCAGUCGACGGGCGCUUCGCAAAGUCAUCAUGCACAUCACGAGGGUUGGGACGGCUGUGCCGACCAGGUUCAUUGGCGGAGUGGACGUAUUGGCGGAGAUGAUGCGCAUGAUAAUCACGAAUUUCGGCAUGGAGUUCCGUGACCGCAUGCACCACCCGGUCACGUACACGGUGGUCCUUCAUGUGCCUUUUGAGCAGAGGGACGACCUGCAUGGGGAUAUCGACAUUUUGAGGGAGGGUAUGUUAUGACAGACGUCGUCGUUUGCUCUCUUUCUGUUGGGGCAGACUACCGGUACUUGUCAUUUGUGAA